Gongylonema pulchrum is the source of this 431-nucleotide messenger RNA. Lineage: Eukaryota; Metazoa; Nematoda; Chromadorea; Rhabditida; Gongylonematidae. The record is from the annotation of a GenBank genome assembly.
AUGCCAAACAAAUUCCAGCGUGGCAUGUUAUCAUUAGCGGUAACGCUUUGCGAAAUGUUGGGAUGCUUAAGUAUUUUGUUAAAUUUAUUUAUAAUUGGUACUCUGAUAAAGCAUCGGAAACGUGUGCUCAAAAAUGUCUUCUAUUUGAUGGUGUUUCACUGCGCUGUUGUUGAUCUCAUACGGGGUUGCUGCCUGAUCGUUUGGGGUUUACCGCAUAUCAUUAUCAAUAAUCGUUCUACCAUCCAUGAUCGUUUGUUGGUUUUAAAAAUAAAUCAAUUUACGAUAAUUAUAUUGCGAUCCUGUAAUCUAUUGACAAUAUUCAAUCUUUUGGUAUUCACUUGUAAUGAAUUCAUCGUUAUUCGAUACCCUUUUCAAUAUAGGCGGCACUUCAGACGGCGCGCUGUUUUUAUCUGCUUGUUUCUUAGGUAAAA